AACACGCCACUAUAUAUAUCGAAACUUCACAUUUUGCAGCUCUGGAAUUCGUAAACCCUAGUUUGUGUGGCAGAACAAUCACAAUUCACAAAAUGAGUUCCGGCGAAUUGGGCUGCAUUUACGCCACCUUGAUCCUCCACGACGAUGGAAUCCCAAUCACCGCGGAGAAGAUCGGCACUUUGUUGAAGGCUGCUAACGUCACCGUUGAAUCUUACUGGCCAAGCCUAUUCGCUAAGCUUGCUCAGAGCAAGAACGUUGAUGAUCUCGUUUUGAACUCCGGCGCUGUUGGUGGUGCCGCCGUUGCCGUAUCUGCACCUGCUGCUGGUGGUGGAACCGCAGCAGCAGCCGAACCUGCCGCCGUGGAAAAGAAGGAGGAAGCCAAGGAAGAAAGUGACGAUGACAUGGGCUUUAGUUUGUUUGACUAGGUUUCUCUUUAUAGUUUGUUGUAGCCAGAUUAGGACUCCUUUCAAGGAGUGGCUGAAUCCAAAACUUGUUUUGUUUUAUAAAUUGUUUAUCUAAGUGAGUUUUAGCAAUCUACUAUCUCAUUUUAUUGUUUAAUUUUGGUGGAGUUUUUGAUAUAUUUGUGACAAUUGAAUCUGAAUGAUAUGUUUAUUUUCUUAUUCCAUUUGAA
Molecule: messenger RNA, 631 nt
Organism: Medicago truncatula (barrel medic)
Lineage: Eukaryota; Viridiplantae; Streptophyta; Magnoliopsida; Fabales; Fabaceae
Product: 60S acidic ribosomal protein P1
Exons: 3
Coding region: 93-425 (110 amino acids)
Biological process (GO): translational elongation; cytoplasmic translation
Cellular component (GO): cytosolic large ribosomal subunit; ribosome
Molecular function (GO): protein kinase activator activity; structural constituent of ribosome; ribonucleoprotein complex binding
Source: RefSeq, a predicted model, not a curated record